UCACUUCUACAAGUUAUUUCUACACUUAUUUUUGUGGAAUAUUUUUACGGUUUCGAAAUAAAAAUUUAUAAACAGGCUUUUUCUAACUAUAAAGGAUGAGCUCAUAUUAAUAUUUUUUUAGUAUUUUUAUUUUUUGUUUUCUGUAAACAUUUAUGAGUCUAAUAAGAAUUGAUAGAGACUAAAUAGUGUGUGUAAGUAUCAAAAAAAUAAAAAGGACUAAGAGAUGGCAUUAAUUUCACAACUUUUUGUAAUUCAAUUGCUUAUUACAAUAAUAUCUGUAAUAAAUGCGCAUAUAAUAAAUGAUAAAACCUUAAGGCAAGAUGGGGAUAAAAUCACAAUUUUUUCUGAAUAUCAAGAAUUAUUUAAUAGAACACGAAGAACUGUUGCUACAACAAACAAAGAAAAACUUUGGGAUCAAGGUAUUAUUCCAUUCGAAUUCGAUAGAGUUUUUACUGGAUCACAGUAUCAAUUAAUAAAACAAGCCAUGCGUGAAUGGGAGAAAUCAACUUGCAUUAAAUUUGUGAAAAGAACUCCGGAAAUGAAUUCAAAAUAUUUAAAGUUCACUAAGUUACAUUGCGGAUGUUGUUUUGCCGAGUCAACCCAAUCGAAAAAUCUAAGAUUUAUAAGUUUAGUAAAUGGUUGUGAUACUUUGGUGAUUCUCCUCCAUGAAUUGGGACACGCUAUUGGUUUUGACCAUGAGCAUAAGCGUCCAGAUCGUGACGAAUAUGUUAAAGUUCUUUAUCAAAAUAUUCAGCCAGACAAACUUGUGGAGUUUGACAAGUUAUCAAUCGAUUCUGUUGACACCUUCAAUCAAACUUAUGAUUUUUACUCUGUUAUGCACUUUCCUGGGAAUUCGUAUUCAAUGCAUAAGAAACUUGAUACUAUAAUCCCCAGACAUAAAAUUGAAAAUGAUGAUCGACCAAUUGGAGGAGGUACUGAACUCAGCUCCGGUGAUAUCAUAACUACGAAUCUUCUGUACCGAUGCCCCAAAUGCGGAGGAACAUUAUUUAAAAAUAGCGGCUUUUUUAGGUCGCCAAUACACCCGGAUGGAUCAUUGGUGGGUGUUGAACGUUGUGAAUGGAGAAUAAGAGCUGCUGAAGGUGAAAGAAUCGAGCUUUAUGUUACGUCAUUAAGUAUUUACGAAAGUCCUGAUUGUACAGUUGAUUAUUUGGAAAUCAGAAAUGGCUACCGCGCUAAUAGUACAGUUUUGGCUCGUUAUUGUGGAAAUAGUUAUGUAGCCAAUUUGAUUGCUAGUAAUUACUUGCUAGUGACAUAUGUCAAAACAAGUGACAAAAAUAUUUACAGUGGGUUCCAAGCUGCUUACCAGACUAUUUGUGGAGGCUAUGUAAACAUUGAGAGAGAUACACCUUUCAAUAUAGAAUCGACAAAUUAUCCUGAGAAGUAUCCGCCAAAUAGACGGUGUAUUUGGUACUUUACAGCACCAGAUAAUCAUCGUAUAGAAAUGCAGAUCAAUAACUUUGCUCUUGAAAUGAGUGACGGUUGUGCAAAUGAUUUCCUCGAAAUAAGGGACGGCAAUGAUGACCAUGCAUUUCUUAAUGGACUCUAUUGCGGUGUCAAAGACCCGUGGCAAUUUAAUUCAACGGAUAAUAAAUUGUCGGUUGUAUUCGUGAGUAAUGAAAUAAAUCAGGAUUAUGGAUUUUCAGCCACGUUAAUAGCUCUGCCUAUGAACAGUUAAUUUACUAAAUUGUAUUUAUGAGGCUAACUAAAUAAAAUGACCACUUUAAUAGCUUAGUGAUUUUGAUUGAUAUUUUCAAUCAUAUCCUGAGCGACGAGAAGUGUGAUUUUGUUCUUUUAAUAUAUCAAUAUAAUAUGCAUGUAUACCUUGCUUACUACCAUUGAUCUUGUUAUCAAUCAUUAUCAAAGUUGCACUAUAAAACGUUCAAAAUA
Microplitis demolitor is the source of this 1908-nucleotide messenger RNA. Its product is annotated as bone morphogenetic protein 1 homolog. The transcript is spliced from 6 exons. Gene Ontology annotation, biological process: proteolysis. Gene Ontology annotation, molecular function: metalloendopeptidase activity; zinc ion binding. The record is from RefSeq and is a predicted model, not a curated record. NCBI's taxonomy places the organism in Eukaryota, Metazoa, Arthropoda, Insecta, Hymenoptera, Braconidae. The coding region runs from base 224 to 1696 and encodes 490 amino acids.